AUGGUGGUACCUCUACAAGGUUUCCAAACAAUAAAUGACCAAGCGGAAAUGGAUUAUUGGCAAGACCAAAUGAAAAACGAUGAACUUUUCGUUCAAUUUAUGAUCGAAAUUUUCAAGAAGAAACAGCUGGAAGCACAACGUGGAAGAAGAAACAAUUGUAUGACUCAUCCUACACUAAUACCAAACACAUCAUCGCCUCCAACUGCACAAGAACCAACUAUUGACAUCUUGCAAUUCAUGCCAAAGACAGUUCCAAAAACUACUGUGUCCACAUCGCAAAACCCCAGUUUUCUGGAAUACAAUUCAGAAUUUACAAGGAUAGCAACAUUAACAUGCUGGUCAUGCACAAAACAGUUUAAAUAUGCCCAAUAUCCAAUGUGUAAUGUUGCUAAUAUUUGGAAAGGAACAGAUUAUCAAUGUGGACAGAAACGAACAUGUUUCAAAUUUAAGAAAUCCUUUCAACACAUGAAUUGUCCGCAUUGCACUGAAACAAAUUAUCUUUCCAAUGAAACCUAUUACCAGGAAGAUCCAAUUUCGUGCUGGACGUGUAAAAAGAUAUUUCAAUUAUUAAAUUGCUUCUCUUGUAAAACUGCUCUUUAUUAUGUCAAUGGUACAUACAAAUCUGGAUUGAUUAGAAUAUCUUACUUGUAG
This is a messenger RNA of Adineta ricciae, 651 nucleotides long. The record is from the annotation of a GenBank genome assembly. Lineage: Eukaryota; Metazoa; Rotifera; Eurotatoria; Adinetida; Adinetidae.